AUGUAUCGGAAGUUGUCUAAGUUAGAACACUCGGAAAUAAAACAACUUCUUACAGAAGCUAACAUAGAUGUUGCAAAGCAUUACGCGACAAACAAAAAAGCACUCGCUGACAUCCUCAAUGACUAUAAUGGUGCAAUAAGUUAUGAUAGAAUUCAUGAGUUCAUAAAGCCGCAACGCGGCGAGGACGAAGUCCAUGCAAGAGCAUUUCCUUUAAAUGACGUUGCUAUUGACUUAUAUCAUAGACGUUCAGUACCUCAUGAAGUAAGAAGAGAAAUGUUUGACAUAACAAAUGCAAACGUUGGUGAAACAAGAAGAAGAGACGACACACUGAAACAACAGAGAAGAGAGAUGUUUAAGAGCGCUAUAGAACAAGUUCGCAAAGCUAACGAUGUCCUUCGUUCCAUUGACGACAAACCAAAAGAAGGUGAGAGAUGUUAA
This is a messenger RNA of Trichomonas vaginalis G3, 438 nucleotides long. Its product is annotated as organellar and viral DNA polymerase type B. The record is from RefSeq and is a predicted model, not a curated record. The transcript has a single exon. NCBI's taxonomy places the organism in Eukaryota, Parabasalia, Trichomonadida, Trichomonadidae. Bases 1 to 438 code for a protein of 145 amino acids.